AUGAAAAGAUUUUUCUUCCUUAAUAUUUAUUUUGGGAUACUUUCUUUCGUCUAUAGUGAACAUUUUCUUGGUGGAACAAUAACAUAUCGUCCAGUUAAUCAAUCAGCAACAGGUGAUCCUGUUGCUAUUGUUAUUACUCAAACUUAUUCAUGGACUCAUAGUAAAAUGAAUUGUACAGACAGUUUAAUUUCAACAAAUGGAUUUAUACCGGAUUUUUUUGGACAAAUUGGUCCGAAAACAUUGAGUUGUGUUAGUAAUUGUGGUUCUACAUCAGCUGGAUACUCAAGUGUUGGUGUUCUUCCUCGUUGUACAGAUUUUUCGGUAGUUGGAGAUAUUUCUGUUGGACAACGUAUAGAUAUUGUUUAUCUCAAUCAAAGUGAUGAUUUUUCAGUUGCUUUUCAAAGCAAUGCAUGGCGUUCUUUACAAACACAGAGUGCUGCUGCUUGGUCUAUUUCAACACGUAUUAGUACAAAGAAACGACCAGAUAAUGGCCUUUAUAACAAUGCACCUGUUGCAACGAUGAUGUCACCAAUCAAUAUUCCUACAAAUGUUUCAACAGUUAUUCAAGUUCCUGUUGGUGAUGCUGAUAGUGAUGAUUUGAGAUGUCGAUGGUCAACAAAUAGUAGUGGAGUUGACGAAUGUGGACAAGUCUGUCCUCCAGAUUCACUUCCACCAGGUACGCAGAUCUUUCCAAACUGUACAAUUAUCAUCACUGGUACAAUCACUGAUGCAUGGUAUGCUGUGACAUUAAUGGUUGAAGAUUUCACCAGUUCAUCAAGUUCUACACCAUUAAGUUCAGUACCUGUUCAGUUUCUUGUUCAUGUCGUUGCUCCACCAACAUGUCCAACACCACCUGAAAUCAUUGGUACUCCUCAAGAACAAGAAUGUAUUGCUGUUGGUCUUGGUCAAACAUAUCAAUCACAGAUUUAUGCAGUGAAUAAUUGUCCUCAACCAAGUAAUAUUUCAGAUAUUUCAACACUUUCAUUUGCUGGAAUGGUCAAAGGAAAGCUUGUUCAACAAAGUUCAACACUUUACUAUCGAAAUCUUACAUGGUCACCAACGAGUGCACAACUUGGUUAUCAAGUAAUGUGUGCAAUGGCUAUUGACAAUAAACAAUCUCAAUCAGCCCAAUAUUGUUUCAAAUUCUUUGUAUCAGAGCAACCUACUUGUUCAUGUCCAAAUGAACCUUGCCUUUCGACAACAACAUCAACAACAUCGACAAGUAGCACUAGUACCACAACAACAUCAACUACCACGUCAACAACGACUUCAACAUCAUCAACAACCUCAACUACAUCAACAACAAGCACAACAUCAACUACCACGUCAACAACGACUUCAACAUCAUCAACGACAUCAACAACCUCAACUACAUCAACAACAAGCACAACAUCAACUACCACGUCAACAACGACUUUAACUACAUCAACAUCUUCAACAAGCAGUACAACAUCAGCAACAUCAACAACAUCAACAUCAUCAACGACAUCAACAACCUCAACUACAUCAACAACAGCGACAACAUCAACGACCUCAACAACAGCGACAACAUCCACAUCAUCAACGACCUCAACAACAUCAACUUCCACAACAUCGACAACGGCAACAACUACGACAAAAAAACCUGAUCCAGUCAAUUGGCCAUUAAUUGGAACUAUCAUUGGUGUUUUAUCUCUUCUUGCUUUAAGUUUAGUUUAUUUUCUUUGUUAUCGCUAUUGUCGUUUACUCGGUAAUCGUUCAUAUGGAUUUGAAAAAGAAGGAAAUAAUGAAAUGUAUUAUAUUGAUCUUUGUAUUGAUCCUAAUUGUAUUUACUUAAAUGAAUCAAAUUCAUCUGAUAUAUUUACAAUUUCUCGAAAGAAAUAUUUUCGUUCUCAAAAAUUAGAUAAAAUUCCAAAUACAUUAAAUGAUCCAAAAGAUUGUUUUGUUGAAAAUACUGAAGAUACGGAAUUAAAUCUUUCAAGUAAUGAUAAUCAUGAUCAAACAACAUCAACAUCUUUAUCUCAUGUUUCUAUUCGAAAAGUUAAACUUAAUGAAAGAAGACGUGAAUCAACAAAUAAUAAAUUACGAAUUGAAAAUAAUAGAAAUAGAAAAGUAUCUCGAUUAAACCCAAGAAUAUCAAAUACAAGUUCAAAUGAAAACAAGAAGAAUAUUACAGAAGAAGAACAAUCAAAAUCUGAAAAUCAAGAUAAGAUUCAAAUUACCCAUAUAAAUAAUUUGUUAUUAAAUGAUGGAAAAUCACAUAGUUUAUUAUCAACUCCAUCUUUAAAAGAAUCAGUUAAUUCUUCAUUAUCAUCUGUAUCUCCAAGAAAUAUUUCGAUAUUCUCCACAUCAAAUUCAGUUUGUAUUAUUCGUGAUCCAACCGAAAAUGAUUCCAGUCAUUGGAUACCCAAGAUUUCACUUUCUCCUCUUUCGGAUAAACCAAAAAGUGAAUCAAGAAAUACAGUUCGUGUCGAACAUAUUUCAAUUAAAAAAACAAAUAUAGAAAAUCAGAAGAACAUAGAAACAGCAAUUAUUUCAACAAAGAAAAAACAUCGAAAUCAACGUAAAAAUCGUUUAAAUUCGUCUGUUGUAGUUAAACGAAUUGGACAUAUUGAUACAACAAAUACAAAACAAAGAUUCUUAAAAUAA
Adineta ricciae is the source of this 2628-nucleotide messenger RNA. NCBI's taxonomy places the organism in Eukaryota, Metazoa, Rotifera, Eurotatoria, Adinetida, Adinetidae. The record is from the annotation of a GenBank genome assembly.